AUGGAUAAUAUAAAAAAUUUAAAAAAAUAAUAAGCAGAACCACCCAUCAAUAAACUUGCUCUUUAACACUAUUAAUAAAGUUAGGUAAAGUGUUGAUCCUAUAAAUAAUUCAGAAUUUUAUUUAAAAUAAUUAAAUAGAUAAGGCUAUGGAAGAGAUUAAUAAAGCCUUAAAGAUUGAUCCAAAAUAUGUCGAUGCUUAUCAAAUGAGAGGUAUAAUUAAUUAAUAUAAAUUAUUAGGGUUAAUAUAAUUUAAAAGAGAUAAUAAACUUAAUGCCUUAGAUGAUAUGAAUAAAGCAAUAUUUCUUAACCCAAACUUAGUUUCUAGUUAUUAUCAUAGAGGUAUUAAUAAAAGUGAUCUAGCAACUAUUUAUUAAAAGAAUUAAAUGCUUAAUUCAGCAUUAGAUGAUUGUGAUAAAGCUAUAAAACUUAAUCCUGAAUAUGCUUUGGCUUACAGUAAAAAAGGUGAAUAAAACAAUUUAACUUAUUAGGAUCUUUAAUGAAAGAAAGUGGAAAGUUUGAUGAAGCUUUAGAAUUUUAUUAAAAAGCAAUAGACUUAGAUUAGUAAUGCAUAAAAGCUUAUUUAAAUAGAGGUAAAAAUUAAUAAAAUUAUAUAAAGCACUUUUAUUUAAAGAAAUAUAAUAACCUGAGAAAGCUCUUAAAGAUUAUAAUAAAGCAAUUGAGAUCAAUUAGAAAAAUGCAAAUGCAUAUUUUAAUAGAGGUUAUUAAAUAUAUAAAAUUAUAGGAGUCUUGUUAAAAGAUAUGGGAGAAUGGUAAUAGGCUUUAUUAGAUUAUGAUAAGGCAAUAGAAUUAAAUCCAAAAAAUACUACUGCUUAUUUAAAUAGAGGUAAUUUAAUAUAAUAAUAUAUAAAGGUGUUUUAUUAAGCAAUAUGAAUAGGAUAGAAAAAGCAUUAAAAGAUUAUGAUAAGGCAAUUGAAUUAAAUCCAGAUUAUACAAAAUCUUAUUUAAAUAGAGGUUUUUUGAUAUUUUUUUAAUUUGUAGCUCUUCUUUAUAAAGAUAUGGAUUAAAUUGAUAAAGCUCUAUAAGAUUGUAAUUCAAUGAUAAAGAUAAACAAGAAUGAUGGAAAUGCUUAUUUUUAUCGUGGUAAAAUAUAUAUAAUUAAUAAUAAUAAUAAGGAUUUUUGUAGGAUCAAAUGGAUUUGAUGGAAUAAGCACUUUCUGAUUAUAAUAAAGCAAUUGAUUUAAAUCCAUUGGAUUCAAGAGCAUAUCUGAAUAGAGGUAAUUUUAUUCUAAAUAAUAUAGGUCUAUUAUAUUGGAGAAUGAAUGAAUAGGAAAAAUCGUUAAAGGAUUGUUUAUCAGCAUUAGAAUUAUGUCCAAAUAAUCCACUUUAUCUAACCAUAAUAGGAGAUAUUUAUUAUUAAAAUUUAGAAUAUGAAAAGGUUCAUUACUAUUUCACCUAAGCAUCUAAAAUGAUUUAAGGAAUGCAACCAGAUGAUUAAGUUAAAUGGAAUUUAUCUGAUGGAAAUAUCAAUUUUAUAAAAAUAAAAUUAUAAAUAUUAUAAGAGAUAGAAAGUGAUAUAUUUAUAGCAAAAAGACAAAUAGAACUUUUACCAAAAAUAUCUUAAAAAGAUUAAGAUUAAGCGAAUAAAUAUUUUGAAUAAGUUGAAAGAAUUGAAAGAUCAGUUUCAGUUAUUGUUAAACCUAGCAAUGAAAACUAGAAACCAGAUACAUAAACAUAAAUGAUUAAAUAAUUCUAAGAAAUGUAAAAAUAAUUAAAAGAAUUAUAAUAAUAGAUGUUAAAAUAAAGUGAAGUUAUAAAUAAAAUAUAAAAUUUAGAUAAUUUUUAAAUCGAAUUUAUGAUGGAAGAUUUAAAAAAACCAAAUAAUAAUCAUUAAUACAUUUAUUAUAAAUCAUUAUUUUGGCGUUUAUAUUUCUAUUUGCAUGCCAUGUCGGAACUUUCAACUAAUUUAUUUUAAAUUAAUAAAGAUGCUGUUGUUGAAAGUAUUUCAGAAAAAAUGGUUGGUUUAUUACUAAAAACAUUUAAAGCUGGAUCUAAAACUGUAGAGUAAUUACCCAUCAUUGGAUAAGCUUUUAAUAUUAUUAAUUCUGCAUUAGAUUUUGGAGUAGAAUAUUAAAAGGAUGUUAAAUUUUAAAGAAGAAUAAUUAGUCUUACUAAUAUUAUGAAAAUAUUUGCAAUAACUCCCACUGAAUUAGAAAAAGAAGUUUAAUUUGCUGCUAUUGAAUUAAGUAAAUUAUAAGAACCUGGACUAAAGGAAAUCCCUAUUUCUAAAUUUACAUCUUUUGUAGAAAAGUUAUCUUUACUAGAAAGAGCUUCAGAAGAAUAUAGUAGAGAUCCAUAUUGGAAAAAGGGAAUAGAAGACUCUAUAAUUAUAUUAAAAUACUUAGAAGAAAAUAAUAAUAAUAUAAUAUAAGAAAAUUAGUUUAAAAAACUUAGAUAAAUAUUUAUUGAUGCUAUUUUGAAAAAUAAAAAUCUUAAUUCUGAUAUCAAAAAAAAUAAACAGAAUAUCAGUAAAGAUAAAGAUAAUAAUACAUGUAAUAUUCAAUGA
Messenger RNA from Paramecium sonneborni, 2524 nucleotides. The record is from the annotation of a GenBank genome assembly. NCBI's taxonomy places the organism in Eukaryota, Ciliophora, Oligohymenophorea, Peniculida, Parameciidae.